AUGCAAUCCACAAAGUUAUGUCUCCACAUACUACUCCCUCCCCCCACCUAUGCAAGGUACAGCUGUCACCCACCACGGCUGUGGUCAGAUUGUGCUGUCGUUCGAGGAAGUCGCAUUGCCAGUGGCAUCAACAGUGCAACCUGUACCCACAUUAUUAUUAUAAUUAUUGUAACCAACCUCCCUCUACCCGUACUGGUCAGCACGCCGCCUGAAAUCAACAGCUGCCAGCCGUCAACGCCGUCAAUUUUUUCUUUUUUUUUUUGCAACGGACGGCCUAACGCAACCACGUCUUGUCGUUGGCUCCGUUCCGUCACGUUUUUUUUUGGUCUUAAUCCUACCAAUUGUCUGAUCGACCGGGAGUUCUCGACUCAACAAUACUAUCAGUACUGGACAGAUCCUGUCCUCGUACAUAAAUUAUUAGUUUCAUUAUUUUCACCACCGUUGACAACAACUCCACGAUGGCAUAAGCCUCAACCAUCGGCCGGGGAAGCCGGAAAGCCCGAACUGUUGCUGCUCGCCUGA
Messenger RNA from Macrosiphum euphorbiae (potato aphid), 522 nucleotides. NCBI's taxonomy places the organism in Eukaryota, Metazoa, Arthropoda, Insecta, Hemiptera, Aphididae. The record is from the annotation of a GenBank genome assembly.